CUUUUAACCGGAAGAAAAAAAAAAAACAUGUCGUUCGUAGUUGCAGAGUAGUAUAAUCCAAUCAGUCAAUGGAGAAGCUGCGGAAGGUGGUGAACGAAAUCGCCUACACGCGAGAUCAUAGUAAAUCCCCUGCUCUUCACCGCUCUCUCGUUCCUAUCCUCAAACUCGCUUCUUCUCUAUACGGAGUCGCUCUCCACAUUCGCCGCUCUCUCUACCGCCUCUCAUUGUUACAGAAACACCGAUUACCGGUUCCGGUGAUCAGCGUUGGGAAUCUGAGCUGGGGAGGUAAUGGGAAGACGCCAAUGGUGGAAUACAUUUCUCAAUUCCUCGUUGAUUCUGGAGUUUCACCUCUUAUCCUCACUCGUGGUUAUGCUGGUGGAGAUGAAGCCAAAAUGCUUGAAAGACAUCUUCGAGGUGGACCGGCAAAGAUUGGGGUUGGUGCAAACCGGGCAUCUACUGCCGCUUGGUUUUUCAAAAAGUAUGGCUGUGUAGAUCCCUCUAGUAUAAGGACAUUCUUUGAUCAAUCCUUUCUCCAUGAAAGAGCAGAAGCCAUGACCAUUUCGAAGAAAAUUGGAGCAGUAAUUCUAGAUGAUGGGAUGCAGCAUUGGAGUUUGUCUCGUGAUCUCGAGAUUGUGAUGCUUAACGGGAUAGAUCCAUGGGGAAAUGGUCAUUUAGUUCCCCUUGGUCCCUUACGAGAACCUCUUGUAGCCCUUGAGCGGGCAGAUAUUGUUGUAGUACACCACGUAGACUUGAUAACUAAACAAAGCCUCAGAGAUAUUGAGAACACGAUACGAGGAUUCAAAAAAUCGAUCCUGAUUUUUUAUUCCAACAUGGUCCCCAAAUGCUUGAUCAAUGUUAAAAAUGCUAGGUCACAUGUGGCUUUAGAAGCAUUGCGCUGUGCCUCUGUGCUAUGUGUUUCCGCAAUUGGAUCUGCUGAAGCAUUUGUCAAGAGCAUCGAGAUGACAGGAGCACGUUGUGUUGAUAGACUUGACUUCAGUGAUCAUCAUUUAUUUGAAGCACGGGAUGUCGAAACUAUGAGGAAGAGAGCAAAAGGACUAGAGCAAAAAUCUAAUUCCAUGCCUAUCAUUGUGGUAACUGAAAAGGAUUAUGAUAGGGACCCGGACAUCCUCAAAUGUCUGGACUCAUACACAGUCUUGGUUCUAUGCUCUGAGUUGCAAAUAACUCCUUUUAUAGGAACUGAUGGGGAUAGCUUUAAAUCUACACUUACGAGAGUUCUAGCUGCUAAGUUUUGUGUUUCUAAUUAGAUACUAGGUUUAUCGUACUGCAUUUUGUUGUUGUGGAUCAUUACUCUUUAGGAAUCUGAUGAUGUAUUUAGUUUAGAAGAAAUUAUACUUUAAGUAAGUGAAAAAAACGAAAAGACCUUGAAUGCUUGAUCUGAAGACGGUAUGUUGUUAAGGUUUAGUUUGUCGAUGUUAUUGCUUUUAAAGGCGUCCAA
Molecule: messenger RNA, 1456 nt
Organism: Capsella rubella
Lineage: Eukaryota; Viridiplantae; Streptophyta; Magnoliopsida; Brassicales; Brassicaceae
Product: probable tetraacyldisaccharide 4'-kinase, mitochondrial
Exons: 8
Coding region: 69-1265 (398 amino acids)
Biological process (GO): lipid A biosynthetic process
Molecular function (GO): lipid-A 4'-kinase activity; ATP binding
Source: RefSeq, a predicted model, not a curated record